Messenger RNA from Etheostoma spectabile (orangethroat darter), 3819 nucleotides. RefSeq names its product oxysterol-binding protein-related protein 2. The transcript has 14 exons. The record is from RefSeq and is a predicted model, not a curated record. NCBI's taxonomy places the organism in Eukaryota, Metazoa, Chordata, Actinopteri, Perciformes, Percidae. Gene Ontology annotation, molecular function: cholesterol binding. Bases 351 to 1754 code for a protein of 467 amino acids. Gene Ontology annotation, cellular component: plasma membrane; cytosol; perinuclear endoplasmic reticulum.
GUCUUUAUUAAAGUUCCGCGUGGACUGUUUAACGUCACUUAUUGAAUCGGUGUUGUAAACAGCAGCUGGACUAAACGUCCGUUCUUUGAUUUCUAUUUCUAGACCUCUCCUGGCUGCGCUGUGAUUGGCUGCCGGACCUGUCAGUCACGGUGUCCUUGCCGCCCAUUUCCGCCCCGUUUGAGUGGCAGCUCACUUUUCGUUUGUUUAUGUCAGUUGAGCGUUAACUUGACCUUAAUUCACAGGUAGUGUGUUUGGCUGUCUGUGAUGCUAGGAGCGAGGCUGGGCAGAGGGACAGGCCGAUGGUGGAAACAUGACUUCUGAGUAACGCCCGGUUACUUUCUCUGCUCAGUAUGAACAGCGAGGAAGAAUUUUACGACGCUGAGACGGGGCUGGAGUCAGAUGAUUCCUGUGAGGUCAGUUUUAAGGAUGCCCUGGUGUUUGACAGUAAGCAGGUGACUGACGGCGGCGCCAAACAGGAGAAUGGAGUGUGGGAGCGCAGGAAAACCCUGCCUGCUGAAAUGAUUUCCAGGAACAAUUACAGUGUUUGGAAUAUAUUGAAGAAAUGCAUCGGCAUGGAGCUGUCCAAAAUAGCAAUGCCGGUUGUGUUUAACGAGCCACUGAGCUUUCUCCAGAGAAUGUCUGAGUACAUGGAGCACACUCACCUCAUCCACAAAGCCUGCACUUUGUCUGACUCAAUAGACCGCAUGCAGGUUGUUGCUGCGUUUGCUGUUUCGUCUGUAGCAUCUCAAUGGGAAAGGACUGGAAAGCCAUUUAAUCCUUUACUGGGGGAGACAUAUGAACUCAUAAGAGAGGAUGAGGGGUACAGAUUGAUCUCGGAGCAGGUGAGCCACCACCCCCCUGUCAGUGCCUUCCAUGCCCAGUCUCUAAAACAAGAGUUUGAGUUUCACGGCUCCAUUUGCCCAAAACUCAAGUUCUGGGGCAAAAGUGUGGAGGCCGAGCCCAAAGGCACUAUGACACUGGAGCUACUGAAAUAUAAAGAAGCGUACACAUGGACAAACCCAAUGUGUUGUGUGCAUAACAUCAUCCUGGGAAAACUCUGGAUUGAGCAAUAUGGAACCGUGGAGAUAGUCAACCAUAGCACUGGAGAUAAGUGUGUGUUGAACUUCAAACCAUGUGGCAUGUUUGGGAAAGAGCUGCACAAAGUCGAAGGUCAUAUUCAAGACAAAAGUAAGAAGAAGCGGCGAGUGACCUAUGGAAAGUGGACAGAGUGCAUGUACAGCGUGGACCCCAAGAUUUACGAAACAUACAAGAAGUCCGACAAGAAGUCGGGGGGAGACCCAAAAAAGCUGAAACAGGGACAUAGUUGUGAAGCUGAGGAUGCUGAUGAAAUGCCAGAAGUUCAAGAGACUGUGACUGUGAUACCAGGAAGUGCCUUACUGUGGAGGAUAACGCCGCGGCCUGCUCACUCAGCACAGAUGUAUAACUUCACCAGCUUUGCCAUGUCACUAAACGAGCUGGAGCCCGGCAUGGAGAGACUACUGGCUCCAACAGACUGCCGGCUGAGGCCCGACAUCAGAGCCAUGGAGAUUGGAGACAUGGACUUAGCGAGUACAGAGAAGGAGCGGUUAGAGGAGAAACAAAGGGCCUCACGCAGGGAACGCUCCGCGGAGGAAGAGGAGUGGUCCACCAUGUGGUUUCAGCUGGGAACAAACCCUCACACAGGAGCGGAGGACUGGCUGUACACAGGUGGAUACUUUGACAGGAAUUACACUGACUGUCCCAACAUUUAUUGACACUGGAGGAGGUGCUCAGUGGAAGAUCUCCUCCUCUCUGAUAGGAUUCGCUUCAUUUCUCAGCAUCUACGAUUUUGUGUCUUUGUGACGUCCAGACGCUCACUGGUACUGUGUCUUUUGCUUGAAUCCAUAAAAAGCUGAUAUCAGAAUGUUAUCAAACCGUUUAUCAGAUGAAUAUUGACUGUGCACUUGGUCCACAGGAGAAAUGGGAUAUAAAGGAGAAUUAUAGAGUUUACUUAUUUGUAAAUGUUGACAUAAACAUCUUCCAUCUUUAUAUGCCCUAAUCAUGACAAUAAUAGGCCCCAAAUAUGUUACUCACCUGUCGAGGGUGUGUGUGGGUGUGGUGCAGGACCGAAAGCUCAGACUUCUAGAGGAUAUAUUCUCAGUUUUAGUUCAGGUGCCCAACCCUAAUCUUACCUAUAGACGUACUUCUUGUCCAGUGGCAUUUAAAUAUCAGGGGUUAUUUAAACACAUCUGCUACUUUUAUUUGAAUAUUAGAUGUGUAUUUUUGUUAGCUGUUAACAUCCCUAAAAAGUCACGUGUGAUACAUUUUCUGUGAAUAGAGUAGAGAUGAAAGGCUGCUUAUAACCAUGUUUACCUUCACGGUAAACACAUUGCUGGUACAUCAUAUUAUCGUCCGCUGUAACAUAGAUAGUGUGUAUAAUAAUUGGUGCAUGCAUGUCCACCAAGAUGACUAUUUACACAAGUCAAAGCCAUAAAAACCUUUUCUGCACUAAGUUUAAUACUGUAAAUGGCUUCACAUAAAGUGUUAAAGCGAAAGGAUACAGCGCGUUUUGGUUUAAAUUCUGACACCUGUUGAUGGGAUAUUCUGAGCCAUACAGUCCAAACAAUAUUAAUGAAAAGUUCAUAUUAAUGGGUUUUGUACCUCCUAUGCUUUGUCUUACUUAAGACAAACUAACUGUAAACAGGAGAUUUAACGUUGCCAUAGAGCCAGUUAGUUAGCUGUGUUUUUCGUUGUUGCUUGUAUUUGUUUUAUUUUGCAAAUUGGCACCAUUAUUAAAAAAAAAUGCUGAAUUAGCUUCAGCAGUUCCUGUUUGCGAUGUACCCAUAAAAUAUACAACUAUAACUGGAUGACUUUGUUACUGAAGAAACGUUAAAUAAUGAUGAGUCUCAGGAAUAUUCUUGCAUUAAAAGAAGCGUUUUUCAUUUUUAUGAUUUCUAAGCGGAUCUUUGGACGUUUGUUUGCGAGAUAAUGAUAUCUCUGGGAAGUGCAAGCCGCGCCAAAUCUAAAAUUUGUGUUAAAUAUUUUUGACUCCGGGAAGGCAUAGGAAGUUUGAGGCAAAUUGCGGCUCACAUCUCUCCUUUCCGCGGCUCCCUGCCGAGGCACCGUUCGAAAACCUCUUAAAGAGAGAGCUGCUACACACUGGCCCCUGAUCAUAGCCGUUUCUCUUCACACGUGGACGAGGAACUUGACUAUUUCCAGAGGUUCCAGUGUGAUGCCCGGAGACAUUUUUCCAUCAACGAAAGCUGUUUUCGGACACAGCGGCAGCAAAGAAAGACGGAACUGUAGCCAUCGUAAACCUAUGCAAACCGAUCCAUCUGAUCUGCCCUCGUGAAAUGUGAAGAACAACAACAAAACACUUAACUCCUCUUUAGCUUGUAGCUAAUGUGUGCUUCAGACACUACAGAGACAGCCGUUACUGAAUGUUGUGUGCUGAUGUUAGAACACUUACAUAUAUACAGCAGAUGUUAGUAGAUGUUCCUUUUGUAUUUCAAAGCACUAACAUUGCAUGAACAUGCACAUUUGAACACUCUCAGUCCAAUGCACAUAUUGUACAGUAAAAAUAUACUCUACAUCAUGUCACCCCCCCCAGCUGCUCUCGAAUUUACUCUGAAUUUAAAGCACUUUGUGAGGCCUGCAGACACUCAAAGGUGCAGGUUCGCUCUGAUAGUUCUCACACUCUUUACCCUCUUGUUUCAUCUAACAUUUAAUUGAAAAUGUGUAGAUUGUAUUGAUUUAUUGUUUUUCCUCAUACUGUUACCUAUACACAAACAUAUGCGUACAUGGCAUAUUUGAGAAAUAAAUGAUGCACUAUUGAAAUUA